UCUCCGUCUUCUCCCAAGAAACCAGAUCGAUCUUCAAUAUUUCUUCCAUUCUCACCAUCCUCUCCUUUGUUUCAUCUAGAAGCUUCUUUGUGAACUCAAAACCCUUUUUCAAUUUAUGCUCCAAUCUCGACAAUGGGAUCGAUGUGGUGCGUAACUUACCAAAAACGUACCAUCUGCUCAUUCGUCUUCAUAGCAGCUAUUCGUCGAUUCCUCUUGCGGAUCCGAAAGUGGUUGCCUGAAGACAAUCAGAUUGUUCGUUUUCUAACCUGUUUAAUUUUUGUAAAUAUUUUCCGUCGUUCUAAAUAAAACUGUAAUGAACAAGAUGUAUCAAUCUACAACAUGGUUGCAUUAUUCUGGUACAAAUUGUGACGACGAAACGUGGUUCCCCAACGCUUCUGUGCACCUUUUUUGGAAGUUAUUUCCCCCCAAAACCACUUGCAUAACCCUAACCCUAGCUCUUCUGAACGGAUGGUGGUCACCGCGGACUUUUUCAAUGAUAAAUUUGGAGAACCCAUGGGAGAUACUUGAUGGUUUCAUCAAGGUGCGGCGCUCUCCUUGGAUUAACCAGUCGGCGCUCCCAUUGAUUCAACACAAUCUUCCUUCUGAAAUGGUGAACAUAAAUGAGUUUCCAAGUGACGGAACAAUGAAUUCAAAUGGAAGCGAUCGGAGCAAUUUCAGGACUCCGAUAAUCAGAAAUGUAAAGGAAGAACCGUUAAUGGAAAUGGAAAAUGAAGAUCGAGUCCUUUACUCCGGAAAUACCUUGGCUGGAGAUGGGGAAGCGGAAAUUCCAGUAAUUGGGAUGACCUUUAAUUCAUUUGAAGAAGUCCGAGAAUUCUAUGGGAAAUAUGCUGCUGGAAAAGGUUUUGACAUAAUCACAAGAAGCACAAAGUCAGAUGUUGAAGGGAAAAUCAAGUAUUACACCCUUGCAUGUUCUCGUUCAGGAAAGGCAGUUUGUACCAGAAAGUGCCAUUUACUGUCCAAGUCAGUUGUUAAAACCAACUGUAAAGCCAGAAUAAAUAUUAGGACAUCUCGUGAUGGUAAGCUUUAUUUAUCUGGAUUUACUUCCGAACAUAAUCAUGAACUAAGUCAUGGAAAUUCGAGCUGCAAUACCUGUACUACUAGUUUGGGGCCUCAUCUAGAACGACUAGUUGAAUAUGAUGAUCAGGUGGAAACACAAGUCAAUAACAAUUUUCAACUGCUUGCUAGCAAUGAAAAUCUUCAUUCUAGAAAUGAAGAAAUUAUAAACUAUAUUGCUAGAUCUGGAAGUUUAAGACUUGGUGAAGGUGAUAUAGAAAGCAUCUUCGAUUAUUUUGUGCACAUGCAAAAACAAGAUACUAACUUUUUUUAUGUUUCAAAUAUGAAUGAGGAAUGUUGUCUGAGAAAUGUUUUCUGGGCCGAUGGGAGGUCUCAGGCCCUUUAUGAGUCUUUUGGAGAUGUUGUUGCAUUUGAAUCUACGUAUCUGAAUAGUGACUACAAAUUGCCAUUGGUCUCUAUUGUCGGUGUUAACCACCAUGGGCAAUUGAUAUUGCUUGGUUGUGGCAUACUAUUCGAUGACGACAAGGAGAGCUAUAUGUGGCUCUUUAGGUCAUGGUUGAAGUGUGUGUGUGGUCGUCCUCCGAAGGCAAUUGUAACAAAUCAAUGCCCUUCUGUUCAAGCAGCAGUGUCAGAGGUCUUUCCAGAAACUAGGAAUCGACUAUGCCUUCAAGACAUAAUGAGAACGAUUUCCUUAGAGUUGUGUGGAUUGACCAACUAUUUGGCAAUAAAAAAUGCACUAGAGAGUAGUGUCUUAGAGUCAUGUACAAUAGAGGAGUUUGAAGAAAGCUGGAAUUUAUUUAUCAAGGAAUUGAAGCUCGAGAAUAAUGACCGGCUGAGGACCCUGUAUUUAGAUCGUGCAAAGUGGGUUCCUGCAUUUCUAAAGACAACAUUUUGGGCAGGGCUUUCUUCUGCUAACGAGCAAAAUGAAAAUGUGAAUGGUUUUUUUGAUGGUCACAUCCUACCUGAAACCACCUUGAAGCAAUUCAUGGACCAAUUCAAUGCUAUGUUAAGAAGCAAGAUUGAGAAGGAAGAGCAUGCUGAUUCUAUAUCUUCCAGUUUUGUCAUACCCACAAUAACUGAUUUUCCUUUGGAAAAGCAGUUUCAGGAUGCAUAUACCAAUGAAAUGUUCAAGUUAUUUCAAGAAGAAUUGAUAGGGUUGAUCUACUGUAAUGCUUCUUUGGUUUCAUCUGAGGGUCCGAAACUUACUUUUGAAGUCAAAGACCAUGCUAGAAUGAAAGAUGGGUCAAGGAGAAAGGUGGUUUAUGAAGUGAUUUUUGACGAUGCCUCAUGUAAUGUGUGGUGCAAAUGUUGCUUGUUUGAAUCUCAAGGGAUUCUUUGUAGGCAUGCAGUUGCUGUAUUGGUUGAUCAGGAUGUCAAUGAGGUCCCAUCUUGUUAUAUUUUGUCUCGCUGGAGAAAGGACGUUAAUCGCAUGCACAAAGGCGUUAGUAGUUGCAAUGAGGUUUUGAAAUCCAAUGAGCAGAUGGUGUGUUUAGGUAAGCUACGCACCGCAUGUCACUCCAUUGUGGAAAUUGGAGCCGAAACCGAAGAAGGAUUUGAGUUGGCACUAAAUCUUUUGGAUGAAGUCAAGGAAAGAAUGUUUGAACACAAAUCCGAAAGUAGCAGAAAUAAUGAAGAGCCCUCGGGUUCUUCGGCAAAAGAUGGAGAGGCAGCAAAACAUUAUGGUGAGGAGUUGCAACGUUCGUUGGUAGUGCGACGUAGAGGUCGACCUCCAACUAAAAAGAAGAAGGUACACUUUUCUCCUGACACGUGGACGAACAACCCAUCUGCAAGAAAUAAUUCCAAUGGACAGAAUUUACGGGGUAAUGCUGACACCCUGACCUUUAAUGCAUCUUUUGGUGGUUCCUAGCAAUGCAUAACCAAAGUUAGAAGAUUCUGGAAGAUCCAUGGAAUAUGGCAUGGUCUGUGGCUACUUGAUGAAGAAAACCACCGUCAUUCUAUUUAGCAUGCGCAAUAAGUUAGUACUCAAAUUUUCUAUUACAUUAGAGAUCAUGUUUGUGGCAUUACUUCUGUGAAGCACAUGGUCAAAUCAAGAUUAUGUUGCUUCACAGUGACCUAGAGGAGUUCAUGGUUUUCAAUUGCUGGGUGAUGUAAGUAAUAAGCUCUAUCAUAUCACAUACCGAAUAAUGGGGAUAUUGUCUUGUUCUUUCAUUUCUUGUUCACCAUAGAAAAUUCAGUCCACUUUAUCUUGCAUAUACAUGUAUGCAAAAGUCCCAGAGACAAAUUCUAUUGGAUUUGAGAUGUAUGUUCUAGAUACGGAUUAUGUACUCAUACCUUAUAUCUGCCCCUUCACAACCCGGACAAAUUCUGUGUA
Molecule: messenger RNA, 3367 nt
Organism: Cynara cardunculus var. scolymus (artichoke)
Lineage: Eukaryota; Viridiplantae; Streptophyta; Magnoliopsida; Asterales; Asteraceae
Product: protein FAR1-RELATED SEQUENCE 6-like
Exons: 7
Coding region: 314-2902 (862 amino acids)
Biological process (GO): regulation of DNA-templated transcription
Molecular function (GO): zinc ion binding
Source: RefSeq, a predicted model, not a curated record